Messenger RNA from Lampris incognitus (smalleye Pacific opah), 3324 nucleotides. RefSeq names its product protein phosphatase 1, regulatory subunit 13 like (gene ppp1r13l). Bases 183 to 2534 code for a protein of 783 amino acids. Gene Ontology annotation, biological process: positive regulation of cell differentiation; regulation of transcription by RNA polymerase II. The record is from RefSeq and is a predicted model, not a curated record. The transcript is spliced from 13 exons. NCBI's taxonomy places the organism in Eukaryota, Metazoa, Chordata, Actinopteri, Lampriformes, Lampridae. Gene Ontology annotation, molecular function: transcription factor binding.
UUGACUCAAUACGCAGCUAUGACUACAUGUUCGGAACUACCCCCACAAGAGCAUAACAGAGGCCGGUUAACCGAGUCCAAAGUCUACAGAGGGUCUUGAACAAAAUCAACUCCGGCGCUCGGGUUUUCAACAGAAGACCGAAAUUCUCCUUUUGAGAAGCCAGACGUCACAGCCGCACAGCGAUGAGUUCACAGACCAGCUUCGGCAGCAGCAUGCUGUUCCAGACCAUCAACGAUGACCUGAACGCGUCCCUGGCCACGGCGGAUGAGCUGUCCAAAGAGUUCAGCUCCCUCUUUCAGGAAGCCAGCACCCCGACACAGUCUCAGACCAGCUUCGAGAUCGCCAGACAACCGCUGCAAUCAGACAAAUUGUCCAUCUCUGCCUCCGUCACCAGCCCAGAUUCAGGUGGCAGUAGCAAUGGCAAAGCCACUCUCAUGCCCUUUUCCCCGAGCACAUUUCCCCUGGACUCCACAACCUCCUGCAAUAAAAAUAUAUGUUCCUCUCCCAUCCUUAGCCCUAGCCCCCACAAUUCUCCCCAGCUCCGCAGGAAAGCACAUUCCCCGCUGCUCCCCUCGAACAAUUUCCCCUACAGGCAGCCGAGCCCCUGUCACUCGCCCCGCAUGCAACGGCACAGUUCCCCCUUGCACUACAGCCAGGGCCUGCCAGGCUCCCCCAGUUACAGGGAGUCAAACCUUUCCCUGAGUUCCACAGCUUCUUCCUUCAACGAGUCCUCGCCACCCACUGUCUUCCACCCCACCGCCAACCUGUCCCCUUAUGACGCAAACCAGAUGGGCCGCAGGUCGCCGCGGCCAGACAGAAGAAGCCCCUCCCCUAGCCCCUUCAACCAGCAGAUAUCCAGUACUCUACCACGAAACUUUGGUGGCUUCAAGCAAACUGAAGAAGCCAUGCAGCGGCAAAAGAGCCCCAGUAAGUGGAAUGAGUCGGACCUGGACGCAUCCUAUGAGAGGAAGCCUCACCACAGCUAUGACAAUAAAGAAUGGCUGAGACCAUCCGUGCCAAACAGCAGCUGGAGAGAAUCCAACCUUGACGGUCCUCCUCCAACCCCAAGUCCUAAAAAGGAUAGAGUGUCUCACACUCUGCAGCCAGCCCAUCAUGCAUCUCUGCCACGCAACGCACGAAUCUCGGUGCCUCCGGACAUGGUCUCCCCGAACCAAUCCCCCUACCACUCCCAGCCCAUCAUCUCGCGCAUUUCCAUCCCGCCGGUCUCAGCAAACACCCGUCAGCGCAAGCCCAUCCCUCUCUCCGUCAUAAUGCGUCUCCAGAACCCCCACUGGGCCACCGCUCCCACGCACCAUCCGUCGGUGCCCUUGCCCAGAGAGUUCUACCCACAGCCCCCGCCGCCUGAGCUGAAGCAGCCACCUUUCUACGGCGAAGUGCUGAAUCCGGGGGAUAUUGAUGCGGAGUUGGAGCGGCUCGACCUCAUUCAUCACAUGCCUGUCAUAGCUGAGAGUCCCAGCACAUCCGAGGCAGGAGGGGAGGUGCAUGCGGUGCCAGCCCCAGCUCCCCGGCCCCUCAGCCCCACGAGGCUGCAGCCCGUGGUGGCCCCUGAGGCUCAGAUUCAGGAGAUCCCUGACCUGGAGGAGCUGCUCCGUAUCCGGGCGGAGAUCCCCCGCGCCCUGAAGAGACGGGGCUCUGUGGAACAGUCCCGGCCCAUGAAGAAGACCUCCCUUUACCAGCCCAACCAAUACAAACAGCUCAUCAACAAGCUCUUCCGCAGGAAGGGCCUCCAAUAUAAGGGGGAGCAAGGGAGUGAGGCCAGCAGCUCCUCCUCAGAGGAGGAAAGCCCCAUUCCUUCCCCUCAUGGGCCAGUGCCUCAAACAUCCACACAAAUCCCCCAAGACCACAAAGGCUACCAUUCCAUUCUGCGGCGGUCCAAGCAGAACAAACCAUCUGGACGACGGGCUCGGCUUAGCCCUCUUGUCCUUCUGUUAGACGGAGCCCUCGUUGGAGAACUAGACACAGUACAGAAGGCCGUGCAGGAGAUGAAUGACCCCAGCCAACCCAAUGAUGAGGGUAUCACGGCCCUUCACAACGCCAUCUGUGGGGGCCACUACAAUUUGGUCGACUUCCUGGUUCGUAUCGGGGCCAACGUAAGCGCCCCCGACAGCCAUGGCUGGACUCCUCUGCACUGUGCAGCUUCUUGUAAUGACCGUCCUCUGUGUGAGUUUUUGGUGAGGAACGGUGCGGCUGUAAUGGCCGUGACAGAGAGCGACGGGGCCACCGCUUCCCAGAAGUGCGAUCCCUACGCCGUGGGGUAUGAGGAGUGUGAGAACUUCUUGAGGGGUGUGGAGGAGGCGAUGGGUGUGGAGAACAGCGGGGUGCUGUAUGCCUUGUGGAAUUAUCCAUCUCAGGCCCCGGAUGAGCUGAGCUUCAAAGAGGGGGACAUGGUGACCAUCCUGCAGAAACAAGACAGAAUGGACUGGUGGUGGGCCUCCCUCUGUGGCAGAGAGGGUUUCGUCCCAAACAACUACUUCGGGCUUUUCCCAAAGGUUCGACCGAGGUCACUCUGCUGAACGGCUCCUCAGGAUCCGACACCCCUCCCGUUAGCACUGAGGAUAAAUAUUUCUUUGCUCUCUGAUAUUUUCACAUAACACCUGAUGGCCUUUUCCCUGCCGUCUCUUUUUGAUUAAUCAAGCCUGGGCUUUAUAGGUCAAAUUUGGAUAUUGAAUUUGAAUGUGUCUGCGCGACGUUAUGAAAAGGCAGCGUCACUGGAGCGGAAGACGAGUCGAGUUUGUUUUGAAAGUCGUGCCGGCCUAACUGUCAAGGAUGGGGUAACUGAAUGUGUGUGUCAUGGGGAUUGCAAGGUGUAGUUUUAUAUUGUUUAUUAACUGUGGAAUGCAUUUCUUGCCAUGCAAGCUAGACCUAUUUACCACACUUAAACUGCCUGUUAAAAAAAUGAGUGUAUUAAUAAUUUUCUCGACCGCAGCGGCUGCGGGAUGAAAAAAAAACCAAAACAACCACAUUUAUCAAUUUUCAAGUCAGAUGUUGGUUUUAGAACAAAAGACCGUCUGGAAGAGGAUCGGUUUCUUGCUAAUGGCUGGUAGAGUUGAAAAACAUACCAGCAAUUUGACCUAAGGCUGCUUCCCACCCUGGCUUUGAACUGUACCCAUAGUUUAGUUUCUGUCAUGUUGUGUAUUAAAAGAAAUUCUGUGGAUGAGUUUUUUUUUUUUCCUGUUACCCACUUUUUUCUUUUUUUUCCUUUGGUAUGUGUGUUUGUAGACAAAAGUGAAAUGUUAAGGAUUUCUAUGUCGAGGGAUAAUACGGCCAACAAGUGUUCAACUUUGCAAUAAAUAAAGGCACGUA